This is a messenger RNA of Canis lupus familiaris (dog), 6637 nucleotides long. Its product is annotated as zinc finger protein 260. Gene Ontology annotation, cellular component: nucleus. Bases 201 to 2336 code for a protein of 711 amino acids. Lineage: Eukaryota; Metazoa; Chordata; Mammalia; Carnivora; Canidae. The transcript is spliced from 5 exons. The record is from RefSeq and is a predicted model, not a curated record. Gene Ontology annotation, biological process: regulation of cytokine production; regulation of immune system process; negative regulation of transcription by RNA polymerase II. Gene Ontology annotation, molecular function: DNA-binding transcription activator activity, RNA polymerase II-specific; RNA polymerase II cis-regulatory region sequence-specific DNA binding.
GACCGCGCAGGCGCAUUCCGCGGCCUGCCAGAGGGAGGGAAGGCCUGGUCGCCCCGCGCAAACCGCGGGGGCGCACAGGUGAGUCCCGACCUGGCGGCCCCGAGCCGGAGCAGUCUCCUCAUCCAGCUCUGAGGACUCAGGCCUGGUCCUUUCUUCUAGAGGCACAUGCCCAGGACCCAGCAGUGGCCACCAGGACCCUGAUGGCCGAAGACCAGGAAUCAGUGACCUUCAAGGAUGUGGCUGUGGACUUCACCCUGGAGGAGUGGGGCCAGCUGGGGCCUGGCCAGAGGGAGCUGUAUCGGGAUGUGAUGCUGGAGAACUACCGGAACCUUCUCUCACUGGGGGCGGGGCCUCCUGGAUCCAAACCUGAGGUGAUCACCCGUCUGGAACGAGGGGAAGAGCCCAAAAUGGAGAAGAGAGAAGCCCGGCAAGCUACCUGUCCAGACUUGGACACCAGCUCUGCAACCACUCAGGAGACACUUACGAAAAGGAGGGUUUCUGAAGAAGCCACUUCCCCAAUGGGGAAGAUGGAGGGAGUUUUAAGAGCAGUGCUUGGUGAUGCCAGACUGGGGGGAUCCUGGACAUGGAGCCAUUGGUUAGAGAACCAGGGAAAGCAAGAGAGGCAUUCAAGGUGUUUGUUUGCUACUCCCAAAGAAAACAUCUAUGGGGAGAGAGGCCUGGGCUGUCGUGAGCUUGGGCGGAGCCUCAGGCAGACCUCAGCCUUCAUGAGGAAGCAAAGAGGGCCUGUGGGAGAGCAAACUUGGAAGAGGAAUGGUCCAAGAAAGAGCCUGAAGUGCCAAAGGACCUUUGUAGAAAAGAAGCCAUUUAACUGCACCGAAUGUGGGAAAGCCUUCAUUUACCAUUCAGACUAUAUUCUCCACCAGAGAAUUCACACUGGAGAGAAACCCUACAAGUGUAAUGAUUGUGGGAAGGCAUUCAGCAACAGCUCUUAUUUCAUUCAGCACCACAUCAUUCACACAGGAGAGAAGCCUUACGUGUGCAGCGAAUGUGGCAAAACCUUUACACAGAACUCAUCACUUACUGAACAUCAGAGGAUCCACACUGGAGAGAAGCCAUACAAAUGCAAAGAAUGUGGAAAGGCCUUCACACAGAGCUCCUCUCUCAUUAAACACCAGCGGUGCCAUACUGGGGAGAAACCCUAUAAAUGCAACCAGUGUGGGAAGUUCUACUCACAGGUGUCCCACCUCUCCCGCCACCAGAAAAUUCACACAGGGGAGAAGCCCUACAAAUGUGGUGAGUGUGGCAAGGCCUUCUGUCACACAUCCUCCUUGACUCAGCACCAGACAAUCCACACUGGAGAGAAACCCUACAAAUGUAAUGAGUGUGGGAAAACCUUCAGCCACAGCUCAUCCUUGUCCCAGCACCAGCGAGUUCACACUGGAGAGAAACCCUAUGAGUGCUCCGAGUGUGGCAAAGCCUUCAGCCACAGUUCAUCCCUCACUCAGCAUCAGAGAAUUCACACUGGCGAGAAGCCCUAUGAGUGUAAUGAGUGUGGGAAGGCUUAUACACAGAUCUCCCACCUAAUGAGGCACCAGAGCAUUCACAUGGGGGAAAAACCCUAUAUAUGUAGUGAAUGUGGAAAGGCUUUCAGCCACACCUCCUCCUUCACUCAGCACCAGACGAUUCACACUGGUGAGAAGCCCUACAAAUGUAAUGAAUGUGGGAAAACCUUCAGCCAGAACUCUUCACUUACACGCCACCAGAGGAUUCACACUGGGGAGAAGCCCUAUGAGUGUAAAGUUUGUGGGAAGGCCUAUACGCAGAUUUCCCACCUUAUCCAACACCAGAGAAUUCACACCGGAGAGAAACCUUAUGAGUGCAGUGAGUGUGGGAAAGCCUUCAGCCGGAGCACCCAUCUUAUCGAGCAUCAGAAAAUCCACACAGGCGAGAAACCCUAUAAGUGCCAAGAGUGUGGGAAAACAUUCAGUCACAACUCGUCCCUCACUCAACAUCAGAGAAUUCACACUGGCGAGAAACCCUAUGCCUGUAAGGAAUGUGGGAAAGCCUUCAACCAGAGCAUCCACCUCAUUCAGCAUCAGAGGAUCCAUACCGGAGAAAAGCCCUAUAAAUGUAACAACUGUGGAAAAACCUGUACCCAGAUUUCACACCUUAUUCAACACCAGAAGGUUCAUAUGGGUGGCAAACGCUAUGUGUGUAAGGAAUGCGGGGAGGAUUUCAGCUGGAGUUCCCACCUGACUAAACACCAGAGACUUCACACUGUGCAUGCCGCCUACAUCUGUGAUGAUUUUGAGAAAGCCUUUGCGUGGAGCACACAGCUUGCUGAUUAUCAGAGAGCUGCUGACCAGAAAGCCUGAGAAGGGAGCAGAUGGGCAGCUCUGCUGUUGGGUUCGGUUCAGCCUUCAUCAACACCAGUAACUUCCUCCCAGAGAGGAACCCUAACACCAUAUAUUGAGAGAACCACUUUCUCUAUUACCUAUAAGGAGCUGACACAGUUCAUCACCAGCUGGGACAGCUUCUGAUCAUUUUAGGAUCUCCCCCUAAAAUCUCAGCCUCCCCCCAAUUUUUCAUUCUUACAGUGUCCCAGAGGGUUUCUGUGAACUUUUUAAAUUUAUUGAUCAUUCAUUAAAUCAGAGCUUGAAUAUUCAAAAAAAAAACACACAGCUGGAAAGAUUAACCCUUUUAAGUACAAGUUUAUGUAGCAGAACAUAAAUACUAGAUUUUAGUUUCCUUUAAAACUUGAAACUGCAGAUUUCAUGGUAAAAUCUGCAGUUGGCUUAAACAGUAUAUUCCACAUAUUUACAGCCAUUUUUAAAGGCCUAUUUUUUCUAUGUUUCCCACAUCCAAGAUUUAUGUUUUAUAAAGCAGUUGCCCUCUUAAACAUCAUUUUCUGUUUUUAUUCAUGCUCAAAGGGAAGUUUUUCUUUCAUCAGGUUUUCAUCAUAAAAACAUUGUAUUAAGAAAACAUGGUGGGGGAGGUGGGUGGCACUUGGGUGGCUCAGUUAAGCAUCCAGCUCUCAAUUUCAGCUCAGGUCCUGGUCUCAGGAUCAUGAAAUCAAGCCCUGCAUCGGGCUCUGCACUGGGUGUGAAGCCUGUUUGAUAUUCUCUCUCCCUCUGCCUCUGAACCCUCUCUCUAAAAAAACAAAAAACAAACCAACAAUAGUAUUUAUUUUUUUAUUAUAAAAAUAAUGCACAUACUUUUAUAACAUGAAACAUUUCUAAGUAAAAUAAAAUAUGCUCAUCAUAAAGAAUAAUUUGGAAAGUGAGAGAGGUAUGGAAUAAAAUACUAAUUCCUCAUAACCACACAGCCCAGAAAGUGCCAGUUAUUUUGUGUGUAUUUCUGGUUUUGUUUUACUCUGUAUUACAUAUUCAUAUUUUUUAUCAUAAAACAAAAGGAAAAUACCCUCAGAAAUCCUAUUGUUUUGAUAUUUUGGUAUUCUCUUCCAAAUAUCAUUUUCAGUUAUUUUUAUUUUUUUAAAGAUUUUAUUUAUUCAUGAGAGACAUACACAGAGGCAGAGACAUAGGCAGAGGGAGAAACAGGCUCUCCACGGGGAGCCUGAUGUGGGACUCGAUCCCAGGACCCCAGGAUCAUGACCUGAGCCAAAAGCAGAUGCUCAACCACUGAGCCACUGAGGCGUCCCUCAAAUAUCAUUUUUAACUACAUGUUAUUUUAUUUCCUGUGAUCAGAGUAUAGACAAAAUUUUGGCUUCUCUGAUUUGCCCCUAUUAUACAAUGAGCAUUGUCUUUUGUAAUCACAUACAUUUCAUACUCGUCCUUACUCAGGCUAAUGAUAUUUCAUUGGCAGGUGCAAAGAAAUUUACAAAUCCAUUCCCCCAUUAGGCUUUGUUCUAAGCCCCGAGUGACACAGAUUCACCAAUUCUCCCAAUUAUUAGGAAUGUUAUAAUGAACAUUUCCAUGCUUGCUUCCUCUCUCUUUCUGAGAAGAUUUUUUCUCAAAGUUGUAUUCCCAGGAUGGAAAUAGCAGGGGCAAGAUUCUAAUGAUUUUCCUGAUUAUGGAACAUUUUAUCAAAUUGCUUUCCAAGUGAGCUGGAACUAGUCUACCUGGCACAAGCUGAGCAUGAGACCACAGUUCCACUAUGUUUUUGCCAGCACUGAACAGCCAUAAUUUUGUCCUACAUCAAAUAUAAAGAAUGACUAGUAUUUUCAGUAACCUACUGUGUGCCAAGUACUGUCCCAAGCCCUUGGUAUGUAUGAAUCCUCAUUCUUUCAACAAUCGCACCUGUUUGGGGCUGUAUUGUCCCAUUUUACAGGUGAGGACACCAAAGCACAAGUUGGUGAACUGGCCAAAGCCUCACACCUUUGAGCUUGUGGAGUAUAGAUUCAAGCCCAGGGAGUCAGGCUCACAAGCUAUGCUCUGAACUUCUAUGGGGAUUGAACACAUUUCACAUAUAGUAUUUUCAUUCUUAAAAUAAUGUUUAUUAUUAUAAAAAUCAAAAUGUGCUUCUUAUAGAAAAUUUAGAAGAUCCAAGAAAUCCAGACAAUUUCACCUAAAGUUCACUGCCACCCAGAGAUAACCGUUAACAUUUGGAUAUACUUCUGCUAUUUUAUUUUAUUUUUUUAAUUUUUAUUUACUUAUGAUAGUCAUACACAGAGAGAGAGAGAGGCAGAGACACAGGCAGAGAGAGAAGCAGGCUCCAUGCACCAGGAGCCCGACGUGGGAUUCAAUCCCAGGUCUCCAGGAUCGCGCCCUGGGCCAAAGGCAGGCACCAAACUGCUGCGCCACCCAGGGAUCCCCUAGUUCUGCUAUUUUAAAAAUUAUAUAUAUUAUAUAUGCUUUAAUAAAUGUGGGGUAUACUAAAUAUGCAACUUGGCAUACUUCUAGUUUACUUAACUUUAUAGCAUGGGUCCCUAUCAUUAAAUAUCAUGAUUUACCCAUGUCACUAAAUAAUCUUUAACAACCAAAUGUUUGGGGAGGUUACAUAGUUUAUUCAUCCAGUGAAUUAGCUAAUCCCCAUUGGACAGUUUGGUUGUUUCCAGUUUUUUAAUUUUCUAAAGGUCCCUUCUACUAAAGUCUUUAGCUGAGCAUCCAACCAGUUUCCAACUGAAAUCCUGGCAGGGAAGUCAGGAGUCAAAGAAAGAAUGUUUCCAUAAUCCCAGAUGUGUGAGCCAAUGGCCUCCCAGAAGUUCUGUAUCCAUUGGCAAUGUGACUAGCAGAAGAUAGGUUCAUCUCACCAACAUCAUAUAUGGUAACUAUUACCAUGUUUAAAGUCUUCCCAGGUAUUUCUUUUAAUAUAUGAUUCCUUUCAUGGUUGACAAAAUACUCAUUUAUGGUGAAUAAUUCAGAAAACAAAAAUGAAAGCAAUGGCUCUCUAUAAAUCUUCAUUCCAAAGAUUCUAGAUAUUUUUCUGUGAAUAUGAACUUCCUUUUUGUUUUUAUGAAAUACUGGUUGUGUGUGUGGGUAUAUGCACACAAGUGUAUAUCCACAUAAAUACACACUAUACAAUUUAUACAGUAUAUGCACACACAUAUGAUUUAAGACUUUUAUUUUUUUAAGUAAUCUCCACACCCAACAUGGGGCUCAAACCCACAACCCCUGAGACCAAGAUUCUCAUGCUUCACUGACAGCCAGCCAGGCGCCCCCACACCUGUGAUUUUAGAAGUGACUUUUUUCACUUGUUAUAAUGUGUAUAUUUUCCUAUGAUAAUUUAUUUAUUUAUUUAUUUAUUUAUUUAUUUAUUUAUUUAUUUAUACACAUAUCCUUGUUUUUAACAAUUGCAUAAUAGUUCAUGCUAGGGUUUCUUGAACUUAUUUAACCAAACCCUAUUAAUGGACAUUGAGAUUGUUUUCUUUUCCAUCAUUAGACAUUUACUAUUUCACACUUGUGCAAGAAAUCUCCAUAAGAUGAAUUCCUAGAAAUAAACCUGUGGGACAACAGAAUGUCCACAUUUAAAAUUUUGAUAAUUAUUGCUAAAUAAUCCUCCAAAAAAAGAUGAACCAAUUUGCAUGACUCCUGGAAGUGUACAUGAAUUCCUAUUUCUCUGUUGCCCAACUUCCUUCAAAAAUCACUCCGUAUUACCUUUGUAAAAUAUUUCUAGGGGCGCCUGGUGGCUCAGUCAGUUAAGUGUCUGCCUUUGGCUCAGGUCAUAAUCUCAGGGUCCUGGAUUGAGCCCCACGUUGGCCUCCUUGCUCAUUGAGGAAUCUGCUCCUCCUUUUCCCUCUGUGCUCUCUCUUGCUCUGCUGUCUCACAAGUAAGCAAAUCUUUAAAAGAGUUUUUUUUUAAAUUUUUAUCUAAUAAGUAAAAGUGUCCUAUCAAUAGUGAAAUUAAUGACCUUUUAUGUGUUUAUUGAACUUUUGCCUUCAACAAAAAUUGCAUAUUUAUGUAUUUUCUCCACUUUUAAUUGGGCCAUUUUUUGUAUUGACUUAUAGGAGCAAGUCUUUAUGUAUUACAUAUAUUAACCCUUUGGUAUGUUACUAAUAUUUUAUCCCGGUUUUUUAUUGCUCUUUCAAUUUUGUUUAUGAUGUAUUUUUCUAUAUAGAAUUUUUAAAACUUAAGGUAUUCAAAUCUGUUUGUAUUUUCUUUUAUAGUUCUUGGACCUAAAUAUCAUACUAAGAAAGGCCUUCCUCACCCCCAAGAUUAUCCUAUAUUUUAUUCUAGUACUUUUACAACUUUUUAACAAUUAAAUUUUCAUUUCAUCUACA